CCCUAGGUGCUGGAGCUGAGCGCGGUGCUGUUGCUAAACCCUGAGGGGUAACGUCACUCCCUUUGCUGAUCAAAUUCAGUCUUCCAUUCACUACCGCCACAUCGUUCCGGAAACCAGAAAGAUCGUACCCACCAUCGGUGCAAUUUGCAAUGUUAGUCAAACAAAAAUUUGACUCGACUUUUUCCCCCCGGCUCCUUAUUUUUCCCCAUCGUAUUGACAGAGUGGUGUUUCAAAGGCUGGGUUUUGCGCCCUGACACGAGCGGUCACCAAUUAAAUGGGAAGAGGUCAUGAAAGUGGGGACUUCACGUGCUCCGAGGAUGACUUGUGACAAAAGGGAUAUCGUAAGGCUACAACGUUUGUAACUGAAGAAAAGCUGUUCGGCAGAAGCUUGUUACUACUAUAACUGGGGAUAUUUUUCAAUCAUGCCUGUUCGGAGAGGUCACGUUGCUCCACAAAAUACAUUUCUCGGCGUCAUAAUACGGAAAUUCGAAGGACAAAAUAAGAAAUUCAUAAUAGCCAAUGCUAGAGUCCAGAACUGUGCGAUCAUCUACUGCAAUGAUGGCUUUUGCGAGAUGACUGGUUACUCCAGACCAGACGUCAUGCAGAAGCCGUGCACCUGUGACUUUCUCCACGGACAGCACACCAAACGGCACGCCAUCGCCCAGAUGGCCCAAGCUCUGCUGGGCUCAGAGGAAAGGCGGGUGGAAAUUACCUAUCAUCGCAAGGAUGGGUCCGACUUCCUGUGCAACACUCACAUAAUCCCAGUGAAGAACGAGGAAGGGGUGGUGAUGAUGUUCAUCCUAAACUUCGACUACGUCCUGGAUGAGUCCAGCAGCGAAUCCUUAGAGAAGCUUAGCCACACGUCUUCCGCCAAAUCCAACCACAAGAAGGGGAGGUUCUUCCGAUUCCGCCUGCCCCUCUUGAGCCUCCUGGGGGCCAGCAAGCGGUCCCUCCCCCAGGACGACCCGGACGCCGUGACGGUGGACUCCCCCAAACGGAGCGAGGACUCCUUCGCCGGGCGGAGCCACCGGUCCCCCGCCGGGGAGAGCCGCAGCCCCUCGGCCGCCGACGACACCCGGGCCCUCAUCGGCUCCCGCCGCCCCCCGCCGCCCCCCCUCAGCGCGCCGGGGCCCCUGGACCACUCCUCGCCCAAACGCCGCUGGGGUCGGCCGCACCCGGAGCAGCGGGUGUCCUCCUCCUGCCUGGCCCCGGGCCCGGCCCGCGACGGGGUCUGCGGCAUGCGCCGGGCGUCCUCCGUGCAGGACAUCGAGGCCUUCAGCACCAACGCCAAGAGCGCCUUCAGAGACCGCCACGCAAGCGAAGACAAUGGUCGCACUUUCAAAGGCCCGUUCAACCAUUUAAAGUCCAGCUUGCUGGGCUCCACCUCGGACUCCAACCUGAACAAGUACAGCACCAUCAACAAGAUCCCGCUGAUCGCGCUCAACUUCUCCGAGACCAACGAGAAGAAGACCGCCUCGCCGCCCUCCUCGGAGAAGACCAUCGUGGCGCCCAAGGUCAAGGACCGAGCGCACAACGUCACGGAGAAGGUCACGCAGGUGCUGUCCCUGGGAGCGGACGUCCUGCCCGAGUACAAGCUCCAGACUCCGGGCAUCAACAGGUUCACCAUCCUCCACUACAGCCCGUUCAAGGCGGUGUGGGACUGGCUGAUCCUGCUGCUGGUCAUCUACACCGCCAUCCUGACGCCCUACUCGGCGGCCUUCCUCCUCAACGGCCGCGAGGAGCAGCGGCGGCACCGCUGCGGCUACUCCUGCAACCCGCUGGACAUGGUGGACCUGGUGGUGGACAUCAUGUUCAUCAUCGACAUCCUCAUCAACUUCCGCACCACCUACGUCAACGUCAACGAGGAGGUGGUCAGCCACCCGGGCCGGAUCGCCGUCCACUACUUCAAGGGCUGGUUCCUCAUCGACAUGGUCGCCGCCAUCCCCUUCGACCUGCUCAUUUUCGGCUCGGGGUCUGAUGAAACCACCACUCUGAUUGGGCUGUUGAAAACGGCCAGGCUCCUGCGAUUGGUCCGCGUCGCUCGGAAACUGGACCGCUACUCGGAGUACGGCGCCGCGGUGCUCAUGCUGCUGAUGUGCAUCUUCGCGCUGAUCGCCCACUGGCUGGCCUGCAUCUGGUACGCCAUCGGCAACGUGGAGAGGCCCUUCCUGGAGCACAAGAUCGGCUGGCUGGACAACCUGGGCCUGUCCAUCGGCAAACGGUACAACCUCAGCGACCCGGACUCCGGACCCUCCAUCAAGGACAAGUACGUCACCGCCCUCUACUUCACCUUCAGCAGCCUGACCAGCGUGGGCUUCGGCAACGUCUCGCCCAACACCAACUCCGAGAAGAUCUUCUCCAUCUGCGUCAUGCUCAUCGGCUCCCUCAUGUACGCCAGCAUCUUCGGGAACGUGUCGGCCAUCAUCCAGCGGCUGUACUCGGGCACGGCGCGCUACCACAUGCAGAUGCUGCGGGUCAAGGAGUUCAUCCGCUUCCACCAGAUCCCCAACCCGCUGCGCCAGCGCCUGGAGGAGUACUUCCAGCACUCCUGGACCUACACCAACGGCAUCGACAUGAACACGGUCUUAAAGGGCUUCCCAGAGUGCCUGCAGGCAGACAUCUGCCUCCACCUGAAUCAGAACCUGCUGGAGAACUGCAAGGCCUUCCAAGGCGCGACCAAGGGCUGCCUGCGGGCCCUGGCCGUCCGCUUCAAGACCACCCACGCCCCGCCCGGAGACACGCUGGUGCACGGCGGGGACGUCCUCACCGCCCUCUACUUCCUGUCCCGAGGCUCCAUCGAGAUCCUGAAGGACGACAUCGUGGUGGCCAUUUUGGGGAAGAACGACAUCUUCGGAGAAAUGAUCCACCUCUACGCGAAGCCGGGGAAGUCGAAAGCCGACGUCAGAGCGCUGAGCUACUGCGACCUGCACACCAUCCAGAGGGAGGAGCUCCUGGAAGUGCUGGACAUGUACCCCGAGUUCGCCGACUACUUCCUCACCAACCUGGAGCUGACUUUCAACCUGAGGGACGAGGAAGCAAAGGCGAACUAUUCCCAAAGCAGUGAUUCGGAUGAGGAAGACAAAAGCAGAAGAAAGUUUUCUCUCAAACGGAAAUCAUGCAAUGGGAGAAGCAACAAGGGCACAGAGAGCGACGCGGAGAAAGACAAGAGAGAGGCAGGAGACGACAAGCGCUCGCUGGAGGAGGAGGGGCUCCUGAGCUCGGAGAUACUGGGGUACCCCUCAGAGCAGGGCCCCCAUCUGGGGCCGGACUUCGACGGUCCCCUGGACGUCCACACCCGGAGCAGCCUGGGGAGGAUCCCGUCCCCCCGGGACAUCUGCGGCGAGGAGUGGGCCGGCGAGAAGCCCAGGAGGUCCCGGGACGAGUCGGCGCAGUCGCAGAUCCUGAAAGUCGCGGACGACACCGAAAGCGAAAUCACGUACGGGGAGGUGGAGAACCGCCUGGACCUUCUGCAGGAGCACCUGAACAGGCUGGAGUCGCAGAUGACCUCCGACAUACAGACCAUCCUGCAGCUGCUGCACAGGCAGUCGGCCCACGGCCCCCCCACCUACAGCAUGGUGACGGCCAGUCCGGAGUACCGGGGGCCCACCGCCUGCCCCGCCGCCGCCUCCGCCGUCGGGACCGGGCUGAGCUGCAGCUCCGGGUCAGCGCAGAGUUCUGAAUUCCUCGACCUACGGAAUCCCCACCAGAAACCCAAAGAGCUUCUGUCGGGUACGGGAGUGGACUCCGAGGAGCACGUAGCAGUUCUUCUGGGAGACGCGGAAGCCCUCCACGGACAGAACCGGGACCAAGCCGCUCUUCCGCGGCAGCAACGGCCAAAAUCCCUCCUGCUUCCCGGCCAGAACCAUUCCGCCCCGCGUUCCCCGGGCGACGCGGGAACGCCGGCCCUGCGGAGGCCCGUCUCCGAUCCCGCUCUUCCGUGGGAGUAGACCGCGCCUGCGGCUGCCCGCCCCCCCCCCCCCCCAAGAUCAGCUGCACCGCACACCCUCUGAAGCCUGACUCAGGGUCUAGAAGGAUUACUGUAUGUACGCCUGCCAUAUGCAAGGAAUACUGUAGAUUAUUUUCCUAUCUUUUGAAUGGCGUAUGUAAAACAUGCACAGUGCCCCUCCAUAAUGUUUGGGAGAUACUUUUUUUUUUUCUUCUUGAUUUGGCUCUGUACUCCACGAUUUUAGAUUCG
Molecule: messenger RNA, 4195 nt
Organism: Anguilla anguilla (European eel)
Lineage: Eukaryota; Metazoa; Chordata; Actinopteri; Anguilliformes; Anguillidae
Product: potassium voltage-gated channel subfamily H member 7-like
Exons: 16
Coding region: 423-3947 (1174 amino acids)
Biological process (GO): potassium ion transmembrane transport; membrane repolarization during action potential
Cellular component (GO): membrane
Molecular function (GO): inward rectifier potassium channel activity
Source: RefSeq, a predicted model, not a curated record